CAGCAGCAGCAGGGUCACUGGGGGGAGUGGGGGAACGUGUCGCCCUGCAGCGUCACCUGUGGGGAAGGCAUUCAGGAGAAGGUCCGGGUUUGGAUCCCAGGUCCCACAGAGCCGAGGCGGGACAAACCGUUCACUAGCACGCGGACGUACUCUUGCUCUUCCCAGAGAUUUCCGGAAUGUCCCACGGAUGGACAAUGGUCGGUGUGGUAUUAUGCGACACAGUGCACCACUAUGUGCGGUGGUGGGACUCGACAACGGGAGCGGGUGUGUGUAGGGAUUGCUAAUGGAGGAAAGGGGUGUGAAGGAGAGAAGGAGGAAGUAGAGGAUUGCAACAAAGAGCCUUGUCCCAUUCUGCCUCCCAACUUUGACCUGUCUCAGUGUGUGCAAGGUACGAACUUCACAUGUGACAGCGGCAAGAUGUGUGUGCCCAUUGGCCAGAGAUGUGACCGGCUGUUACACUGCCACGACGGCUCAGACGAGAGGAACUGUACUGUGACCCACACCUGGGGGCCAGGGGAUGGUGCAUCUUUCCUUCAGACGAGCUUUACUUUUGUGACAGCUGCUGUCAUCACAGUCUUUGCUGUUCUCCUCCUGCAUUAGUCGGAGCUGAGACUUUUGUAAACCGAAAACCUUUUGACGGAGACACGACUUUGGUGCAGUUAUGAGGACCCUGGAAGGAAAUCUGGAAGUCAUGGGAUGGGUAUAAUCCCGCUAUGACUUGUUUUUGAAGACCAAAUUUUUGUGCCAUUCUACUUAAGGUUUACAUAUAUAUAUAUAUAUAUUUUACCUGUUUAAAGGAAACAUAUGGACAGAAAUCAAGACCAUGCCUGUCAUCCAAUAUUUGUAAAGUGAGUUGUUUUUUUAUGUUGUGCGAGUUUUAUCAUAAUCGCUAUCCCACGUGCGAUUUUGCUAAGUUAAUUAGUUUUUUUGCUGUUAUGAGAGUUUUUCUUAUGAUUGCAAUCCACUAUGCAAUUUUGUAAAGUUAACUUUUUGUACUGUUAUGUCAGAUUUAUUGUGACUGCUUUCCAUUGUGCGAAAAAUUCAGGAAUACUUUUGCUGCUUUGAAGGAUGUAGCCGCCCAUUGUAUGUUUUUUUACCUGUUAAAAGUUGUCAGGAGACAACAACAUUGUGGAAGGAAAUUUGUAGAGUUGAGCCAAAAUUCACUUGUAGUUGGUAUUUCUAAUGUUUCCCUUGCACAUUUGCUUUCUUCUCUCCGCUAAGUUGUGUGUUUUUGUAUCUAGAGACAACUCUUUUACUUUAUUCUUGCUAGGGGUAUCCGAAAAAAAGAAACUUUUAAAUAUUAACAUUAUUAAAAAAAUUAUGAGAUAUUUUCUUUUCAAAAAGCUGAAAAUAUUAAUAAACGGAUAGGACAACGGCAUGCCUUCUGUGCGAAUCUGUUACAAAGGAAAUAGCUGUGGUGUUUCUACCUUUAAUCAUAAUGGGUUUAUCGGCGUUCUUUUGGAAAAACCUUUUUGUCUUGUCACCAGGUAUUAUGUCCAGCGCCGUGAUAGAUUAAGCAAUAGAAAUUGUUCCCAAUGGUCCUGAAAUCCGGGCUUUCAGGUUUUCUCCUUUUUAACUUAUUCAUUCUACUGAUUGUGGUCACGUUUCGUCAUCUCAUCAUGCAUGGUAUUAUAUAUUUUAAGAAGAACCUUACAUUGGCAAGAGAUCAUUUAUGUGCAUGUGUGUGUGUGCUUGUGUGCCUGUGUGUGUGUGUGUGUGUGUGUGUGUGUGUGUGUGGGUGUUUCUGGCUGUCUGUGUGUUGUACAGCUUUCUUUGAAGAGCAUCCUUUUUCAUUUUUGUUUUGGCCCAUCACUUUAUAUCUUCCUUCUUUUUUAAUCCUAAUUGAAAUCUCAUUCCUGGUAUAAAAUUUACCCUGUCUAAUUUCAGUCCUAAUCGAUCUUUCAUCACAGCACAGCAUUGUUGUAAUCUUUUUUUGUAGCUUAUUGACAGCCUGUGGUGAAUUGCUGUAAAUCUGAAUAUAUGUUUGUGUGUGUAUGUGUGUGUGUGUGUGUGUGUGUGUGUGUGUGUGUGUGUGUGUGUGUGUGUGGGUGUGCGCGCGCGCACGUGUGUGCGUCUGUGUGCGAGAGUGCGUGCAUGCUUGUUCUUGUAUUUGGAACGAAAUGUAUUACCGUGACAAGGAGAAAUUUUCAUGUUCUGGAGCGAAAUCAAAGUCUUCCUUCACAAUUCAUUAAGUUUUACAUUUUCCUGGUAAAUCUACCGGGUGGUUCACAAGUUUCACACAAGGGCACACAAAGCUUUUUAAAAAUUAAAGCAAAUAAAAAAGAAGCUUUUAUUCUUGAGUUAUAUAUACCUCACACAUCUCAUGUUCAAAUUGAAUGCAAUUCUUUGUUAAUGCGUCAUAAUGUGAAGUUAGUCUUGUGGAGGUGAUGAGUACUGACAGAAUGAUCUUAAUUUCUUCCAUGAGCAGAGGCUUUUGGCAUUAUCUUAGGUUGUAAAUUAUUUUAUUUUUUUUCAAAAGUAUGGUUUUCACUCGAGCCUGAACACUUUUUUGUGUCUACAUUUGUACAGGAGUAAUGUGUGUUUGUGUAUGUGUGUGUGUGGGGGGGGGGGAGGCUUAUUUUGCUUUUUCUCUCACAAUUGGUGUUAAAAUAUAUGUAUUUACCUGAUAGAUGAAAUAAAUAAUUGGUAAAAGGAGGCCUUAAAAUGUAUGACAUUAUGUGCUAUGCAAAUUUCACAUUGUGCUUUGUAAUUAUUAUUGU
This is a messenger RNA of Aplysia californica (California sea hare), 2720 nucleotides long. RefSeq names its product adhesion G protein-coupled receptor B2. NCBI's taxonomy places the organism in Eukaryota, Metazoa, Mollusca, Gastropoda, Aplysiida, Aplysiidae. The record is from RefSeq and is a predicted model, not a curated record. Gene Ontology annotation, cellular component: extracellular matrix. Gene Ontology annotation, molecular function: metalloendopeptidase activity; protein binding. Gene Ontology annotation, biological process: extracellular matrix organization.